This is a messenger RNA of Calidris pugnax (ruff), 1010 nucleotides long. RefSeq names its product E3 ubiquitin-protein ligase BRE1B-like. The coding region runs from base 1 to 792 and encodes 263 amino acids. Lineage: Eukaryota; Metazoa; Chordata; Aves; Charadriiformes; Scolopacidae. The record is from RefSeq and is a predicted model, not a curated record. The transcript is spliced from 4 exons. Gene Ontology annotation, cellular component: nucleus; HULC complex. Gene Ontology annotation, molecular function: ubiquitin protein ligase activity.
AUGUCGGGGUCCCCAGGGGAGCUGUCGGAGCCGGGGCGGGCGCUGCUGCGGGAGCUGCUGAGGGAGCACCGGCGCCUGCAGGACCUCACCCUCCAGCUGCAGGAGAAGCACCACCGCGUCUCCCUGGAGCUGGCAGAGCUGCAGGACAAGGCCACCUCGGCCGAGACCAAGGUGCUGGAGAUGGAGACGACGGUGGAGGGGCUGCAGUGGGACAGUGCCAAGCUCCGCAAGCGCGAGGGACGCCUGGACCGCCACCUCGCCGAGGCCCUCGAGCAGGUGGCCCUGCGCUCGCUGCCGGAGGAAGCGGUGAAGGAGACCCUGGAGUACAAGGUGCUGCAGUCCCAGUUCUCCCUCCUCUACCACGAGAGCCUCCAGGUGAAGACCCAACUGGACGAGGCCCGCGCCCUCCUCCUGGCCACGAAGAACAGCCACCUGCGUCACAUCGAGCACAUGGAGAGCGAUGAGCUGGGGGUGCAGAAGCGGCUGCGGACGGAGGUGAUCCAGCUGGAGGACACCCUGGCCCAGGUGCGCAAGGAGUACGAGAUGCUGCGCAUCGAGUUCGAGCAGAACCUGGCGGCCAACGAGCAGGCGGGUGAGGACACGUCCCCUCCCCCUGGCCAUGUCCCCAACACAGCCACACCCAUGGCCACGCCCCAUGGGCAACCAGAGACGGGGUUGGGAUGGUCCUCCAAGAGCUCCAUGGUGGGGUUGGGAUGGUCCUCCAAGAGCUCCGUGGUGGGGUUGGGAUGGUCCUCCAAGAGCUCCGUGGUGGGGUUGGGAUGGUCCUCCUAGAUCUCUGUGGUGGGGUUGGGAUGGUCCUCCUAGAUCUCUGUGGUGGGGCUGGGAUGGUCCUCCAAGAGCUCCGUGGUGGGGUUGGGAUGGUCCUCCAAGAGCUCCGUGGUGGGGUUGGGAUGGUCCUCCAAGAGCUCCGUGGUGGGGUUGGGAUGGUCCUCCAAGAGCUCCGUGGUGGGGUUGGGAUGGUCCUCCUAGAUCUCUGUGGUGGGGCUGGG